Selaginella moellendorffii is the source of this 863-nucleotide messenger RNA. Its product is annotated as sphingoid long-chain bases kinase 2, mitochondrial. The transcript has 5 exons. Lineage: Eukaryota; Viridiplantae; Streptophyta; Lycopodiopsida; Selaginellales; Selaginellaceae. Gene Ontology annotation, biological process: protein insertion into mitochondrial inner membrane. The record is from RefSeq and is a predicted model, not a curated record. The annotation marks the transcript as partial. Gene Ontology annotation, cellular component: TIM22 mitochondrial import inner membrane insertion complex.
CUAGGAGACCAUCGACGCAUUGACACUGGCUACGUUUCUGUUGGUGGAAACCGACAUCAUUUCAUCAACGUUGGAGCACUUCAUUUGAGCGCACAGGCCGGAUACCAUGCCACUAAGUAUAAGUGGCUGGGAAACUUGUCUUAUGUGAUAGGGGCAUUGCAGGCGUUCAUGCAUCACAAGAAUCGCGACCUUGAUAUCCGGAUCAACGGAGAGGAGUGGAAACGUUUUUCAAGAGUUACAUCCAUUGCAAUUGGAAAUGGCAAGUACUUUGGCGGCGGCAUGAAAAUCACGCCAACAGCGGAUCCUUACAGUGGAGAUCUUGAGGUGACCAUUUUGCAACACUUUCAGUGGUACCACUUUGUGAUACACUUGUUCAAGCUGUACAAGGGCACUUUUCUCGAACUGAACAAUACGUGGCGGUUCGACAAAGUGAAGAGCAUCGAGAUUAAGGAGGCCGACAACGAGAGUGGAGAUGACGGCGUGUUUGUCCAGGCUGAUGGAGAGCAUCUUGGUUUUCUUCCCGCCGAGUUUGGGAUCUUGCCAGGCAGCCUCGACUUCCUGUGCUGAAACUCUUUGGCGACGCGACAUACCGUUCUUUUCUCUACGCUAACGCGUGGGUGUUAUAGUUGCGACAUUUGUUAUUGUCGAAAGGAAAAGAGAAAAGAGCCAGGGGAUCGAAAUCAAUCAAAUCAAGCCAUGACGAAGACAAAGAAGAGGCAAAAGAGCAGAGAGAGAGAGAGAGAGAGGAAAAAGAAGGUGUCUUGAAGUUUCAAAGGCUUGACCGGGGUCCUUGUCAAAGAGUGUUGUUUUCCUUGUCGUGCUCAUAGGUUUUGUAUUUGAUAUAUGGCCAUCUUUUGACCAGA